GUGCGCAUGCUUAGUAAUUGAAAAUUCUUAUUUUAACAAGUAGAUGAAAAAUGGAUGCUGAGCUAGACAAACUGAUUGCAGCACAGUGGGGUUUCUUGCACCAAGACUGGCCCGUGGUAAAGCGUACCAAAUUUCACCGCACCGACAUCAAGCUCAUUCAGGACAUGAGAAAGGCCAAGGACUUUGUGCAGCAUCGUCUCGGGAUCAUUCCAGUGUUCUUCUUCUUGACAGUACUAUUUGGAACAAAGUGUUGCACAGGUCCUUAUAGGAACGUCGAGAAAGACGAAGAGUGGAAACAAGAACUGCUUUUAAUAAUAUUGCUGUGCACGGAAUAUAUACUACGUAUAUGACUACUAUUGCAGAUAUGCAGACCACAUUCACAAAAUUCAGUCAUACUGUAGUGAAUAGAGUGUCUGACAAGAGUAUCUUCUCGCUACAGUACAAGCUAUGCUGCCUGCUCCUCAAUAUCAAGCGUAUGGUCGCGUUGCGCAACAUCACAACGGAGCUACAUCACAGCUUCUGGAUCCAGGAUGACUUCGAUUUCCCUGAUGGAGAAGAUAGCGCAAAAGGCAUACAGGUGACUGCACCCUCCUUCAAAGUCAAGGUCAAUGAUGCAAAAAGCAUCUACCGUCUGCAGGAGAAAUUUCUGCAUCUUGCAAUCAGUGGCCACGACACUGAUCAAGAGAUGGACAAUGAUGACGGCCAGGACUAUGGGUUUGAUGCCAGCCAGUCGACAUGGGAGGCAACAUCCCAGUUCAAUGACCAGCGCAUAUUAGAGUACUGGAACUCGCUGAGGGUUUUCUGAAAGCGGGUGGUCCGGAUCCUGACUGGGUGUGGCGUGCCAUAUAUCUUCUUAGAUCUCUGGUGUUUUUAAAAGCUGCUGCUGCGUGAGACGACCUCAGAGCAGGCUGUAACAUUUCGCAGCUGGCUGUCAUGUCAAUGGACCCCAUUCACAGUGGCAGCGAUGCCAUAUCUGGAAGCAACACAAUAGUCAAUCGUGCA
Molecule: messenger RNA, 1002 nt
Organism: Gamsiella multidivaricata
Lineage: Eukaryota; Fungi; Mortierellomycota; Mortierellomycetes; Mortierellales; Mortierellaceae
Exons: 3
Coding region: 347-805 (152 amino acids)
Source: RefSeq, a predicted model, not a curated record